Messenger RNA from Caenorhabditis remanei, 813 nucleotides. RefSeq lists its product as uncharacterized. Gene Ontology annotation, cellular component: endoplasmic reticulum. The record is from RefSeq and is a predicted model, not a curated record. The transcript is spliced from 7 exons. Gene Ontology annotation, molecular function: misfolded protein binding. Lineage: Eukaryota; Metazoa; Nematoda; Chromadorea; Rhabditida; Rhabditidae. The coding region runs from base 1 to 813 and encodes 270 amino acids. Gene Ontology annotation, biological process: protein maturation; protein folding.
AUGCGGAUAUUGAACGUCUCCCUACUGGUAUUAGCCACGGUUCUGCUCGAUUUUGUCAGUUUUAUCGAGUGCGGUAGAGAUUUUUAUAAAAUUUUGGGCGUUGCCAAGAAUGCCAACGCGAAUCAAAUUAAGAAAGCUUAUCGAAAAUUAGCAAAAGAGCUCCAUCCCGAUAGAAAUCAUGACGACGAGAUGGCAAAUGAGAAGUUCCAAGACUUAUCGGCUGCCUAUGAGGUGCUCUCCGACAAAGAAAAACGCGCAAUGUACGAUCGACACGGCGAAGAAGGCGUGGCGAAGAUGGGCGGUGCCGGUGGUGGUGGACACGAUCCGUUCUCAUCGUUCUUCGGCGAUUUCUUCGGUGGUGGACAAGGAGGACAUGGAGAGGAGGGAACGCCGAAGGGUGCCGACGUGACAAUCGACCUGUUCGUGACACUUGAGGAGGCCUACAAUGGACAUUUUGUGGAGAUAAAACGAAAGAAGGCGGUGUACAAACAAACGUCAGGAACGCGUCAAUGCAACUGUCGACACGAGAUGCGAACGGAACAAAUGGGACAGGGAAGAUUCCAGAUGUUCCAAGUGAAAGUGUGUGACGAGUGUCCGAAUGUGAAGUUGAUACAGGAGAAUAAGGUGUUGGAGGUCGAAGUGGAAGUCGGAGCAGAUGAGGGACAUCAACAGAUCUUCCAUGGAGAAGGAGAGCCACACAUUGAGGGAGAUCCAGGAGAUUUGAAAUUUAAGAUUAGGAUUCAGAAGCAUCCAAGACGGAGUACUGAGGAGUCAGAGCCUAUGCAGGAUCUCCAGGAAUCUAACAUGAUAUAA